UUGAACUUUUAAAAACAUUGCAAAUUUCUAAUUGCAUUAAUACAAUUAUCUACUAAAGCAGAAUUAUUUAAGAUAUUUAUCCGUGAUUUGAUUUUUGCAUGACAAAUUGGUUUGCUUCUUAACUGUGUACGUACGUAUAGGUAUUUAUUUAGUUGUUUAGCUUCGCACGCCUAACCUAGUUUCCUUAAAAACAUACUUCUUGCAAAUUUGACCUGUUAUAAUUAGAUAUCGCUUAGUGUACAAUAAAAGCAGUGAAGCAAUGUCGCGUAAGAAUCAAAAUAAACGACAGACAAAUUCUAAACAAGGGACUCAAGCAAGAAUUGGAGUUUUAGUCGACCAACUCUUUCGUUUGACAACAAAACAAAAUGAAGAAAACGUCUCGCAAAAGAUGACAUUGGUCAAUCAGCUGUAUCAAGUACUCAAUGAAAUUCGCGCAUUAGAAAAAGAAAACGAAAUGGAGGAAACUGUAAACAGCCGAUGUAAUGCGACCGUCCUAUCGCGUUUCACCCAAUGGCUCACCAAAAAUGGCGCCAACUUUGACGGUAUAAAAAUCGAGGAGUUUGAGGGUUACGAGUUGGGACUGUUAGCCGAACGGGACGUAGAAGAGUCCUCGUUGAUUAUUACCGUACCAGAGGCUCUAAUGAUGACUAUCGACGCGGCAGAGAAGUCCGAGUUGGGUUAUUUACUUGAAACUGAUCCCAUGCUAAAAAAUAUGCCGAAUGUCGCGCUUGCCAUCUUUUUGUUACUUGAAAACUUUAGGGGAAAAUCGUUUUGGAAACCGUAUAUGGAUAUAUUACCCACGGUUUACUCAACUGUACUGUAUUUCAGUCUCGAUGAGUUACAAGAUUUGCAAGUGUCGUCUACGUUAGAAAGUUCUUUAAAACAAAUCGCAAAUAUCGUCAGGCAAUAUGCAUACUUUUAUAAAUUAAUUUGGACUUUCGAUGAUGCUGCUUCUCGUAUCCUCAGAAAAAAAUUUACCUUCAAUUAUUACCGUUGGGCCGUAUCGACUGUAAUGACUCGCCAAAACGCUUUUCUAUCUACAGAUGAAUCAAAGUGUGUAACAUCAUUAAUUCCCCUCUGGGAUAUGUGUAAUCACAUGAAUGGACACAUUUCUACAAACUAUAAUCCGCAACUGAAGAGAAGCGAAUGCUUUGCCAUGAAGAAUUUUAAGGCAGGAGAGCAACUGUUCAUCUUUUAUGGUGCCAGAAGUAACGCCGAAUUGUUCACUCAUAAUGGGUUUGUGUAUGAAAACAACGAGCACGAUGGAUAUCAGCUUAAAUUAGGAAUUAGUAAAGUAGAUCCUCUAAAAGAACAGCGCGUUCAACUUCUAGAAAAACUGUCAUUGGCAAAUCAGAACGAAUACGUAAUAAAAUCAUCAGAACCUCAGAUUGGCACAGAUUUAUUGGCAUUCUUAAGAGUAUUUAACAUGGAUAAAGAGCAACUCCAGUACUGGUUGGAGCAUUCGACGCCUAACAAUUUAAAAAGCCCCGAAUGCGCUUUUGAUACAGCAUUCGAAACGAAAUACUGGGGAUUUUUAUUUACUCGUUUAAAGCUUAUUCUCGCUUCAUAUAAGACGAGUUUAGAAGAAGAUACGGAAGUCUUAAAGACAACUCCGUUACCUCAUAAUAAAAGAUUGGCCGUUCAAAUGAGAAUGGGCGAAAAAAAAAUUUUGCUAUCGGCAAUGCGGUGUGUCGAAGAAAAAUUGAAAAACUAAUUUAUUACUUGUGUUUGUGAAGUUAAAUGUUGUUGAUUAAAAUGCUCAAAUGGAAAGUCUCGCCAGACAUCUUCA
Molecule: messenger RNA, 1789 nt
Organism: Photinus pyralis (common eastern firefly)
Lineage: Eukaryota; Metazoa; Arthropoda; Insecta; Coleoptera; Lampyridae
Gene: Setd3
Product: actin-histidine N-methyltransferase
Exons: 5
Coding region: 260-1714 (484 amino acids)
Biological process (GO): peptidyl-lysine monomethylation; peptidyl-lysine dimethylation; actin modification
Molecular function (GO): histone H3K4 methyltransferase activity; histone H3K36 methyltransferase activity; protein binding
Source: RefSeq, a predicted model, not a curated record